Molecule: messenger RNA, 2151 nt
Organism: Mangifera indica (mango)
Lineage: Eukaryota; Viridiplantae; Streptophyta; Magnoliopsida; Sapindales; Anacardiaceae
Product: UPF0481 protein At3g47200-like
Exons: 2
Coding region: 398-1447 (349 amino acids)
Source: RefSeq, a predicted model, not a curated record
CGUUGUUUGCGCACGGCUGCCUGUUUCACAUUGCUUUAGUCUUUGUAUGCAGAGAGAUGCCAGAAGCAACAAAUCCUUGUGAGCUUUCACCAUUUUAGAGAGGCAGAUCUGGAGAAACCGCUGCUCUCAACCACACCAUUAUUUCUUCAUCUCCUACCCAAAUAUUCAGGAAUAUGGGUUUGAAGAUGAGUACUGGUACAGCUCCCAUUAAAGAUGAGGACAGAGCAAGGACUUGCUAAUUGAUAUAACUGCAGAGCAGUAUUUAGAUCCUGAGCUUGCUGUUGAGUGUUAUAUUUGCAGGGUUCCUAAAUGCAUCCGUAGAAUAAACGAAGAAGCCUACUCUCCUCGAUUAGUUUCAAUAGGUCCUCUUCACCGGGGCAAAGAAGAACUAGCUUUUAUGGAAAGACAGAAAGCCAGAUACAAGGAAAGUUUUCUUCAGCGAAUAACGAAAGAGAAAUGGAACGAACUUCUAAGCUUCAUCAAAAACAACGAACAACGAAUUCGAAAGUGUUAUGAAGAUAUAAUUAAAAUGGAGAGUCAUGAGUUUACAACCAUGGUUGAACACGACGCUGUCUUCAUUCUCGAGCUCUUCCUCAGAAGCUACCAUAACGAUGGAAGUGAUGACUUUUUGUUAAAGAUACCAACAACUAGAUUUGCUCUAAGGAUGGACCUGCAACUACUCGAAAAUCAACUUCCAUUCUUUGUCCUGGAGGAGCUAUACAGUUUAGCUUUCGAAACCCCAAAUUUCCGGGAACUUUGUCAUAAAUUCUUAUAUUUAUCCAAUACCUUACCAGCUGAGAUUGUGGUUAAACAUUUCACCGACUUGAGAAGAAGCACCCUUUUUAAAAACUUCCCCCGGAGAAAGGAUUUAGAGCUGGGAUUCAUUUCAGAUUUGCCUUGUGCAGUGAAGUUGCGCGAGUCUGGGGUGAAGUUUAAGGGCAUUGCAGGAACAUCGUUGCUUGACAUAAGAUUUGAGAAGCGAAAGCGGCUGAUUCCAUGGUUUGAAGUUCAUGAACUGCAAAUACCUCAUUUGGUUGUGGCUGAUUAUGGGACUGAACGUUUGCUUCGAAACAUAAUGGCUUUGGAGCAGUGUCACUACCCAUCGGAUACUCGAGUUUGUAAUUACGUGAGGCUGAUGGAUUAUCUGAUUAAUACUGAAAAACAAGUGGAUUUGCUUGUUAUAAAAGGGAUUAUUAGGAAUCGUAUGGGGGACAAUAUUUCUGUAGUGAAUCUGUUUAACAGACUUAGCUUGGAAAUUCAUAGAAGUAAGUCGUGUUAUUAUAAGACUAGCAUGGACUUGAAGGCACACUACAAUAAUCCUUGGAACCAUUCAAAGGCAACGUUAAAAAGUGUCCACUUUAAGAACCUUUGGCGAGGCACAGCCACUGUUAUAGGAGCCGGAUUCUCGUUGCUCAAGCUCAUGCAAUUCAUGUCUUCUAUGAAGUAAACUAUGUAAUUAAUUUUAAUUAGUAGUUUAUAAACCGACCAAUAUCUGGGGGUGUAAUGUUACCAUUUAUGUUUGAAAAGCCAUCUUCUUUCUCUUGUCAGUGACUACUGUGUCUUUUGUUAUCGGGACAAUGAAUUUGGAAAUGAGUGGCUCCAUUAAUGAUAUGGAUCUUUCAUACAACUUUAUUUUCAGGUCGAUUUCGUGGUCAUGGCAAAGUUUCUGGUAGAGUUACUGGCAGCAGGGGAAAUCAGUAUGUUUUUUAUGAGUAACGUUGGACAAUCUGGUUACUGACAGGGAUUUAGUGAAAAUAUCUGCAAAGGAAGCUGAAUUAAAGCGCAUGAUAAAACAAAAGAUGAGGAACAUACGUUCUCAACUACCGGGAUUCGUAUAAAAGGCAAGAAAGGAGUCACAAUCACUCCCAUGUAACUUUCAGCCAGGUGUUUAACAUUUUUAUUAACAUUUUUUUAAAUGCCAACAAAUUAUUGGAAUUGGCGACCGAUUAGCCUAUAAGUCCUUGCGUUGGCGUAUACGGGGUGCAAGGGGCAGAGCCUUCAAACUUGUAACAUGUUUUUAUUAUAAUUUUGUAUUAGAUGGAGUGUUCUAAGUUGGCGUUUAAUAAUACUUCUCUCUGUAAUUGUACUGCAACAUUUUUUGCUUUGUGACGUAUCUUCAGAAAUCAGACUUCGAUAUAUUUGAUCUGAUCA